Messenger RNA from Labrus bergylta (ballan wrasse), 725 nucleotides. RefSeq names its product formation of mitochondrial complex V assembly factor 1 homolog (gene fmc1). Lineage: Eukaryota; Metazoa; Chordata; Actinopteri; Labriformes; Labridae. Gene Ontology annotation, cellular component: mitochondrion. The record is from RefSeq and is a predicted model, not a curated record.
GUGCGGUGUUUGAUUGAUCCUGCCUGUCUGUCUGCCCUCACACACUGUGCAGACAUGGCGGCGCUCUCGUCCCCGCUGCGAGUCUGUAGAGGAAUCCUGAAAGAGCUGCGAGCCAUCCACGGAGCAGCUUACAAGCAGGGCCCGAUGUACCGCUACGUCAUGGACCAGUUCCGGAAGAACCAGAUAACAGGAGAGAGGUACUGUCGGGCCCAGCAGGAGGCGCACCAUGACGCACACUCGUACCUGUGUUUGCUGGCGUCCACCAGGAGCCAAAUGAUCCUGCACAACAUUUACCACAGCAAAGAAGAGCACAGCAUUGAGUCAGCAGCCGGCCUGGUGGGGCUCCGGCUGCCCACCCAGCCCGGAGGGAAAGGCUGGGAGAAGUGAGGAGGAGGAGGAGGGGACACAUCUGACUCUCUUUAGAAAUGACUUUUGAUCCAUCUGGCCCAAAACAUACACACAAAUAUUUGAGUGGAGGCUGGCAGACUGAAGCUUUGCUGUCAUGGACUGCAGAGAGGGAACUUCAUCUGUCGAGGUGUUCCAACAGAGACAACAGAGUGAUCCGAGGGUGUUAGAAGCAACUGUGAAUCUCUGCUAUGAUUAUCGUCUUCACUGUAAAUGUAUUUUACCUCUUCAAUGCUCCCACUCCUGCAGGUACUCGUUUCCUUUUGAGUGUGAGUUCAUCUUGAUCCUUUUGUCUGAUUAAAAUCUGAGUCACUGUUGGA